Molecule: messenger RNA, 2466 nt
Organism: Cryptomeria japonica (Japanese cedar)
Lineage: Eukaryota; Viridiplantae; Streptophyta; Pinopsida; Cupressales; Cupressaceae
Exons: 9
Coding region: 1455-1973 (172 amino acids)
Biological process (GO): signal transduction
Source: RefSeq, a predicted model, not a curated record
AACGCCUUACACGGAAUGAAUUUGAUUGGUAUAAUAAAUUCCGUUCCUUGCUAUUGGUAGCUAUUAAUAACAUCUCUGUACUACAAUGUCGUUGAAAGAGGUCCGCUUCUACAAUCCCUCCGUAAUAGAAAUGACAUUUUACGCUGUCAUUGGCUACAAUUAGAGUUCUGCAUCAUACUGAAUUUCUGGCGGAAGUCGCGAGGAGUCAGGCCUGGGAGUUUGAGGGAUCAUUCAGUGUUUACGGCUGAUUGAAGAUGUUUCGAGGGUUCUUUUUCAGAAGGGAGUCCUCCAAUGCUGUGCUUUCGGCAAGGGAGGAGAGGGAGGCAACAAUGAGGCCAGCACAAAGAUAUGGUGAGGGAAGAAAUGUGUCUUUGGCUAGAGACGUCUUUCUCUGUCAUAGUGGCAAACAGAAAAUCCCUGUUCGGAAGCUACACGAGGAGCUGACAAAUAAAGGUGUAUCCUGCUUCUUUGAUGAUGAUCCUCAAAGCUUGCCACUAGCUGAGAAGUUCCCUGCUCGUAUUUUUGAAGCCGCCAAGAAAUGUAGAAUAGCAGUACUGGUUAUCUCUAAGGAUUUUGUCCACUCAAAGUGGCCAAUGCAGGAACUUUCUGCUUUUUUCAAAGCCAAAGGUUCUGGUAAAAAUCCCCACAUGAAAAUACUGCCCCUGUUCUUCAUGAUAUCCCCAAAGUCCCUUUCUGAAAUUACGGAAGACAACCAAGCAUGGAAAGAGUUGGGGAUUUCUACUAAGAUUCGGGCUGAAUGGCAUGGUGCUUUGAAAAAAGUAAGGUCAAUUAAGGGUUUGGUGUUCAAAGAAGUUGAGGAUUUGGUGGGUUUUACAGAUAAAGUUGUAGAAGCCAUCUGCUCCCUGCUACUUCCCCACAUACCCAGUUCCAUGCAAGGGCAUGCACGUCAAGACCAGGUUUUGCAUGGAUUUGCCAGCAUCCCUUCAACAUCUUCUUCAACCUCAUUUUCCUUCAACAAUUGUUAUGGACGUUGUUGUUCUAGAGUAUAUUGCAUUCUCCGUUAUUUUCCAUGGCCCAGUUAAGACUCCAAUGGAGGACCUCCAAUCAGUAUGAUGUGCUACCCUACAAUGAGCUACCGGCCCUUUUCCAGCGGAAGUGGGGAUUUUUCUUACAAGAAUUAUGGGUCUUUAUAAUUUGUGAUACGCAUUAUUUGAAAAAAAAUUGCAAUUGAAAAAGGGUGGACGUCAAUGGGUCUUUGGUCUACUGGUGAAGUUGAAUGGUUCCAAAUAAGUCCACUAGGAAUCAAGCCUGAGUGCAAGGUUCUGACAUCACAAGGGAUGACACUGGAAUCACAUCCCAGGCGAAUUUGGCUGAAUGGAUACCCCUCAAUCCUUAGCUCUCAGAAGUUUCAGCCUAUUGACUCGUGUUCACUUAUCGAAUAGCUAAAACUACUUUGUGAAGGACUGAUUAAACUGAGUGUGCUAGCAGACUUCAUGCCUUUGCUGAAAUUCAGGCUCGAGAGUUUGAGGGGUCAUUCAGUGUUAAAGGCUGGUAAGAGGAGUCGCAUUGCCUCCUUAUCCUUGUUACCGCCUUCUGCAUCAGAUCAAUUCUCCAGCUUAUAUGUCCGAGUUAGUAAGAUGGCACGAAGGAUUUUUUUCAGAAGGAAGUCGUCCAAUGCCAUGCUUUCAGCAUGGGAGGAGAAAGAAUCAAUGAUGGGUCCAGCAGUAGCACAAAGAAAUGGGUCUGUGCCUAAAGAUGUAUUUCUCUGUCAAAGUGGGAAACAGAAAGUCCCAGUUCGGGAGCUACACAAGGAGCUGACAAAUAAGGGUGUAUCCUGCUUCGUUGAUGAGGAUCCUCAAAGCUUGUCACUAGCUGAAAAUUUCCCUGCUCGUAUAUUUGAAGCCGCUGAGAAAUGCAGAGUAGCAGUACUGGUUAUCUCCAAGGAUAUCAUCCACUCAAAGUGGCCAUUGCUGGAACUUUCCAAUUUGCUCAAAGCUAAAAGUUCUGAUUAAACAUCAUGAUCUAUCAUCAGAACAAGAGAGCAAGUGAGAAAGCAAGAGAGCAGAAUAUAAUGAUAUUAACAAGUGAUAGUUUUUAAAGAUCUACUUCCUCACAUACCCAGUUCUUUUAAAGGGCAUGCAUUCAGGACCCUCUAACUCCACCAUUUGACAUUACUUAUGGACAGUUGUGUUCUAAAAUAAUUGCCUUUAAAAAUUUCCAUGGUGAUUUGGGUUUGCAUAGAUUUGCCUGCAUCCCUUCAAUACCUUCUUCAGCCUCAUCUUUCUUUAACAACUUGUGGACGUUGUUCCAGAGUAUAUUUUAGUCUCCAUUAUUUUAUGUACACCAGUUGAGAUUCCAAUGUAGGACCUCCAAUCAGCAUCAUGUGCUGCUCUACACCGAGCCACUCGCCUUUUUCAGGGAAAGUGAGGAUUGUUCUUACAAGAGAGUUAUGGAUCUUGAUAAAUUUUGUAAGUGAAUUUGCUUAAAGCAAGACUCUGUUAAAUU